AUGGAAAAUGGAAGCUCGGCGCCCUCCGGAUCAUCUGCCCUUCAUGGCUGUAUGCAAGAAUACAAACUCUUCGAGACUCAAUCGAAUUUCUACAUGAUUGGUUGGAAUGGUAGUGGAGUGUAUAGAGUACUAAAGAUAGACCGGCUUGAUGCGUCUGAGCUUAAUGUCAGUGAGGAUUCGACUUCGUAUACUAAAAAAGAAUGCUACGAGUUGCUGAAACGGAUACACGAAGGCAACAAAGCGACAGGCGGACUCAAACUUGUCACUGUUUGUUAUGGCAUCAUCGGGUUCAUUAAGUUUCUGGGACCCUACUACAUGUUGCUUAUAACUGAAAGAAGAGAGAUAGGUGAAAUCUGUGGUCACCGGGUCUAUGAAGUGGCAAAGAGUGAGAUCAUUUCAUUGCAAAGUUCUAGUGUGCUUUGCAACAUUGCAAAUUCAAGAGACGAGAAUAGGUACAAGAGGCUCCUGUGUGUGGUGGAUCUUACAAAAGACUUCUUUUUCAGCUAUUCUUACAAUAUAAUGCGGAGUUUCCAGAAGAAUAUAUGCGAUCAUGAGAGUGGAGGUGCUCUCUAUAAGAAAAUGUUUGUGUGGAACGAAUUUUUGACUCGGGGAAUUCGGCAUCAUCUUCGGAAUACUGUGUGGACUGUAGCAUUGGUGUAUGGUUUCUUUAAGCAGACAACUCUUUGUGAAGCUGGACGGAAUUUCAAACUCACUCUUAUUGCUAGGCGUUCCCGCCAUAAUGCUGGAACCAGGUACUUGAAACGAGGAAUAAACGAAAGUGGCAAUGUGGCUAAUGAUGUUGAAACAGAGCAAAUAUUGUCUGAGGACGUUCCUGAAGACCAUCCCAUGCAAAUAAGCUCUGUUGUUCAGAAUCGUGGCUCAAUCCCUCUAUUCUGGUCGCAGGAAACCUCACGGAUGAAUAUUAAGCCGGAUAUAGUAUUGUCAAAAAGGGACCUGAACUAUGAGGCAACUAGACUUCACUUUGAAAACCUUGUAGAGCGAUAUGGAAUCCCCAUCAUUAUUCUGAACUUGAUCAAGACAAAAGAGAGGAGGCCUAGGGAGUCUAUUCUCCGGGCAGAGUUUGCUAAUGCAAUUGACUUUAUAAACAAGGAUCUGCCUGAAGAAUAUCGUCUAAGAUUCCUCCACUGGGACUUGCACAAACAUUUUCAGAGCAAAACAGCAAAUGUAUUGGCACUUCUUGGCAAAGUCGCUACAUGUGCGUUGAUGCUAACAGGGUUCUUUUAUUAUCAAGUUACUCCAGCAAUGAAGCUUGAGGGUUAUAUGAGCUUGUCUUUUUCUGAUGCCGACAUUUCCCCACAUAAUAGUUCUGAUGAUGAUAGUGGGGAAUCUGAUUCCCUAAAGAAGAAUUCUCUCCCGAGUAAGAAUGUUGCUAAUGGCGAUUGUAAUAUCAAGCCUGGCACGCUCCAGAGGGGCGUACUGAGGACCAAUUGCAUAGAUUGCCUUGAUCGUACAAAUGUUGCCCAAUAUGCGUAUGGUUGGGCUGCUCUAGGGCAGCAGCUUCAUGCUCUGGGAAUUAGAGAUGCUCCAACAAUAGAACUUGAUGAUCCUUUGUCUAGUUCAUUAAUGGGGUUAUAUGAGAGAAUGGGAGAUACACUAGCUUACCAGUAUGGUGGAUCUGCAGCACACAACAAGGUUUUCAGUGAGAGGAGAGGCCAAUGGAAAGCAGCAACCCAGUCACAAGAGUUCUUGAGGACUCUGCAACGUUAUUAUAAUAACGCAUAUAUGGAUGCCGAUAAACAAGAUGCCAUUAAUAUAUUUCUUGGUAAUUUCCAACCUGAGCAAGGGAGGCAGGCAGUUUGGGAGUUGCGUUCAGAUUCCCAGUCUAACGGACAAAAUGGAGAGAUAAGCAUGGGGGAAGAUGAAAGGUUCCUUGUGAAGAGGUGUUUAUCAGAUGGGAAUAUUAUCAAUGAAGGUCGCACAACGAUGUCCGCAGUGAGUAGCAAGCAGCGUGAAAGCAUAUCACAUAAAGGGUUCGUGUCAUCAAACCAAGCGACUCACAUAAUUUCAGAAUCAUCACCAGAUAUGCCAACUGCUAGUGAUGUAGGAUUAUCGAGGUGUACUCCGUCAAUGCCUAGCACACAUUAUUUUGGAGAUGCGCAGAAGGUUCAACAUAAUGGUAGUAGCUCCAAUUACUUGUCCGAGCAGGAAGACAUGUCUAGUGUCUCAAAUUUUGUUGAUGUGGAGUGGCUCUCUUCAUCUGAAAAUCUAUGCGAGAACGAUCAAUACAGGUCGUCAGCGCUUACAAGAUAUUCAACCGCAGAAACGUCAUCAUCAGAGAAUAUCAUCAGCGAAGCAAAACAGCCGAGGCCAGCUAAAAGCGAGGGUGGAUCAAGCAGCAGGAAGGGAAAGGAACCGAUGGGAACCGAAAUGUCAGUACACACAAAGAUUCGUGAUGACUUUCCAGAUAGCUUCAAACAAUGGGUAGCAUAUGGAGAAGCAAUCUGCCAUUGA
Messenger RNA from Microthlaspi erraticum, 2472 nucleotides. NCBI's taxonomy places the organism in Eukaryota, Viridiplantae, Streptophyta, Magnoliopsida, Brassicales, Brassicaceae. The record is from the annotation of a GenBank genome assembly.